Molecule: messenger RNA, 4785 nt
Organism: Penicillium bovifimosum
Lineage: Eukaryota; Fungi; Ascomycota; Eurotiomycetes; Eurotiales; Aspergillaceae
Product: BTB domain and ankyrin repeat protein
Exons: 1
Coding region: 1-4785 (1594 amino acids)
Molecular function (GO): protein binding
Source: RefSeq, a predicted model, not a curated record
AUGAGUAACAGGCUGUGGACGUAUUUUAUACAAGAUGACUUGGAACAGUUCAAGCGGUUCCUGGCGAACGCGACGUUUGUGGGCCCGCGGGCUGCAGGAAGUACCGGAGGGUUAUCCAGUACUGCGACGAUUUUGUCAUCGAAAACCGGGAGCCCCGGGACCAUGAUCGUCUCAUCCCCGAAUACGCCGAGAAGCAAGAAGAACCCCGGAUCAUCACCUGCAACGCCCGUACCUGACCGAUCGGCUCCGCGCAAGGUCUCGACUCUGACACGCGCCGAUGUCAAUGCCCGGGAUAGUCAUGGCCGUACACUGCUUCACCAUGUCGCUUCUUCGUCGAAACCCACCGCUCCUGAAUUUGCGCGCGCCUUGUUGCAAAUACCAUUCAUUGAUAUUUAUGUGCAAGAUCUGGAGAGUGGAUGGACAGCUCUGCAUCGGGCUCUUUAUGCAGGCAAUGCUACAAUUGCCUUGGAGCUCAUGGCGCGUGACACCCAAGAUACGAUGGAAUUCAGCAAAGUCGGAAAUCCCAGCCACCCCGGCGGUGGGCUGAUCAAAACCAAGGAUUUGGAGGGCUACAGUCCGUUUGACCUCUUCGGGUCGACCAUUCGACUCGGCAACCUUCCGCGCUUUUCCGCACACCAUCCGCCAUUGAUUGGCGCUUCUCGCGAUAGUGAUGCAUGGCCCGAUAUCAGUUCAGAUGGGGAAGAGGAAAAUGUCGGGAAUCCCCCGGGGCACACCGGGGGUACCAUGGGUAUCUUCGCUGAUGAGGUUUUCACUCUUGGAAGCAACAAAAAUCUGAAUCUUGGUCUCGGGGAUCAGGAUGACAGGCAAUUUCCCGAGCGAAUCUCCCUGAAGCGCCCUGAUCAUCUUUUACGUCGGUUUUAUUGCGAAUACCGCCAGAGGUUGCACGAUCGAGGGCUCGCAGAAACCAUCCCAAGCAGCAAGUCAUCCACAUUCCCCGCGUUGAUUUCAAACAAGCCAAUGGUACUCAUGGAUAUUGUCAUGUCCAAACUGCACACCGCUAUCAUAACUUCUGAUCCCGAGGCUAAUCUGUUCAUGUGUGGGUAUGGACCUGGAGGACGCCUUGGGACAGGAGACGAGUCGACCCGGUUUACUUUUGCUUGCAUUGAAUCGGGUGGACUGGAGGGAAGGAGAGUUGUGUCGGCUGCCCUGGGCCAAGAUCACAGCUUGGCGAUCACCGAGCAUGGUGAAAUCUUCAGUUGGGGAAGCAACAAGUUCGGACAACUUGGAUACAGCCUACCCAGAUCCAGUAAUAAUAAUGAUGUCCCCAUUCAGGUGACACCUCGCCAAAUCUUCAACCCUUUCAAGAAGGAAACCAUCCUAGGCGCAGCGGCAUCAUCGAUCCAUUCGGUGGUCUUUAGUACGUCCGGUCUUUACACGUUCGGCAAGAACGAGGGUCAACUUGGCCUGGUCGAUUCUGAUGCUCGCUCUCUUGACGUCCAAACGACACCACGACGCGUUGGCGCAUCUCUCUUCAAUUCCCCAAUCAGCAUGGUGUCCGCCAUUGAUCGUGCUACGUCUGUGCUCCUGCAAAACCACGAGGUCUGGGUCUUCGCGUCAUAUGGCUAUUCGAAGCUUUCCCUCCCUCUGGAGGUAACCUCGAGUUUUAUCAGGGAUAGCUUCAUGACCACCAGUUACGACACAUCCUCCAAUCGUGUCGUCAAAAUCACAUCCGGGGGCAACACAAUCUGUGCAUUAUCCAGCUCUGGUGAUGUGUUCACCGUUCAAGUCAACCAGUCUGCUAGUCCUUCGGCUUUAUCAUCCACAACUAAUCCCGCAAAGAUUAGAAACUCUUUGGCCGUUCCUGUUCGAGCCUGGACCGUCAAGAAACCCCACAUGGCAGCGAGCGACGUUGAUGUUGGACAAGAUGGUUCAAUCAUCAUCUGUACCAAAUCUGGUUCUGCGUGGAGAAAAGAACGGCGGACAAAGAACAAAAAGGGAGCCUUGAAAGACUUCAAAUUUGCUCGCAUACCUGGCCUCUCGCGGGCAGUGGCAGUGCGCAGCAAUGCCUUUGGCGCCUACGCCGUCGCUCAGCGUGACUGUGAAGUGACGAGACACAUCUCGAGCGACCCCGGCCGCCUGUGGGCUGAUCUAUCACCGUUGGCUCCGUUUUCAGUUCCCAGCCCGGAUCCCUCGGACUCAAAUCUCAAUAUGGAAAAUCCAAUCCCAUUCUCGAUAUUAACGUUAGGGAAUGCCCGGAGAGUCAUACAACCCUCCGGCGAUAUCGAUAGCCAUUGGCUUCCUCCAUGGACAGAGGGAACUAUUUGGGUGACUACCUCUCUGUCUGAUUUCCGCCUUCCGGUCCACGAAUUUAUCCUGGCUGGUCGCAGCCUGGUCUUGAGUAAAGCUUUAGACGAAUUUCAUGCGUCAUAUCAUUCUUCCGUUUCAGGUGCCUUCGACAUCGAAUACGGCAACGACGGACAUCCUCAGAUCACCCUCCAAGAGGUUGAUCCCAUGACCGUCCUAUUUGUGGUAUUAUUCCUUUACACGGACAUCCACUUGACAUACAUCUUGGAUGGAUAUGGGAACCUCCGUGCGAAGGUCCGCGCUGAAGUCAUGCGCGUUGCCCCGCAGCUCGGCCUGCCAACACUGGAGCGCGCAGCACGACUAAAGGUCACGCCUAAACCAAGUUUGACACUUGAUCUGGCUCAUGCUAUUAAUCGCCCGUCCUUCUAUGACGACGGAGACUUGCUUUUGCAGCUCAAAGACGAUACGAUCAGGGUACACAGCCCGAUUGUGUGCGCGAGAUGCCCGUUCUUUGACACCCUUUACCAUGGCAACGCAGGUGGAAGGUGGCUAGAACUACGCGAAUCAAAUCCAACCCAGAGGGUGCUUGUCAACCUAAAGCACAUCGGUCGCUCGACAUUUGAUUUUGUCCGGCGUUACCUGUAUGCUGACACGGAUGAACAUUUGUUUGACGAAGUCCGGACCAAUGACCUGGAUGACUUCAUUGACUUGGUUUUGGACGUGAUGUUCGUGGCCGAUGAGCUGAUGAUCGACCGACUAUGCCAAGUGUGCCAAUCUGUGCUCGGUCGUUUUGUCACGACGCGCAACGUGUGCUACCUCCUCAAUUCUGUUGCUCCUUGCCAUGUCUCGUUGCUCAAGUCUGCCGCACUUGAAUAUAUUUGUCUUAAUCUCGAGGCGAUGCUUGCGAAUGGCUACCUGAACGACUUGGAUCCUGUUUUGCUCGGGGAGUUGGACAUGGUCUGCCGGGAGAAACAGCUAUCUUUCUGCCCCGUCUCCCGUCGUGUCAAUUCUGAGGAUUGGUUCCUUCAAAGAUACCCCGAGAUUGUCAGUACAGUGGAAGCCGACAAACAACGAAGGGUCGAUGACAUGGUUUUGCCGUCUCGCAUUCCCCUUGAGCCUUCUUCUGCGCGGAAGCCAAAGAGCAUUGCUGGUAGAAGCGCAAUGUUGAACGCGAGCCAGUCGACUGGUGAUCUCAUGUUUCAAAUGGACGAGGAGGCUCCUAUGUCGCCUAGUGGCUCGAAAGGCGAGGGUGCCACGCGCGGGCUUAGGUUCACCGAAGGCCUCACUGAAAGUGGAUCAUGUCCCGAUACCCCAGAGUCAGCUUCAUUGGGCUAUCGUAGUUUCUUAGAUAGUCAGAUGUCUCCACCACAAGGCUCGCUCUUGGCGCAGUCCCCAUCUGAGACCAGGGCAAACGCUCUCAGCCAGAAGUCCGCUUUGACGCCAUCAUCUGAUCCUUCAUCGGCACCAUGGGCAUCACCGAAGAUAUCGAGUUCCAAGAAGGAUCUCAAAGACAUAAUGGGGGAAGCAUCUCAGUCCAAGGUUUCAAACCUCACGCUGGGGAUGGCAGAUCGUCGCGACAGCAGCGGCAGUUUUGUACCAAAGAUCUCACAGAAGGAGCGAAAGAGACUCCAGCAGCAACGAAUGCAAGAGCAGCUGGCUGCUCAGAAGAAGGCGAAAGACGCACCGCAGAAUCCCUGGCAGAAGCCAGCGAGCUCUUCUCCCGCAUCGCGCCCUUCGACCGAUCCUCUGCCAGGCCAGAGCCCCCAGACUUCUGUACCUGCUUCGUCGUCCCCGCGGUCUAUGACUAUGCGCCAGACUGUAGCCGGCGCUCCCCCACCAAAGUCGAAGCCUGUGGUAGCACCUGGGCAAACGCAGCACCACAGUGUAUCGGGCAAGCCGCAAUCGUCUCACCCGAAACCUCCUACCCCAGGACCUUCGACAGCAACCCCAAACCUUCAUCCGACACCACCCCAGCCAGCAAUCCAGUCAAUCCGUCACAUUCCACGCCCGGAACCUACGCAAUCGUACUCUCCAUCUUCGGGCUCUUACUCUCUGUCCACUAUCUUGCUCCAGCAACAGACUGAAAAGGAAGCGAUCCGCGAAGCAGCCUCGGCGAAGCAUAAAAUGCAAGAGAUCCAGGCCGAGCAGGAGUUCCAGCAAUGGUGGGAGCAGGAAAGCAAGCGCGUGCAAGGAUUGAUAGACCCCGAGCCAGCGGAAGCUCGCUCUGGAAAGAGCGCACGAGGCGGCAAGGCUGGCGCUGCGAAUGGGCAGCGCAAGCGUCGAGGCAACAAGAGUGCCGGUGAUGGCGCUGCUCCCCAAGAGCAGAAACGUGCUUCGACUUCCACUCUUAGUGGAACCCCGAAGGCAAACCAGAAGCGCCAGAAGGGCCAAAGUCAACCUGCGGCAGAGCCAUCGAAUGCUUCUAAGGGAAAUAAUGCUGGAGAUGAUGGGAAUGCCAAUGCUCGCCGCGGAGGUGGGACUUCGGGACGUAGCAGCAGAAGGGACAAGCCAGAGCGGUGA